Messenger RNA from Hydra vulgaris (swiftwater hydra), 4726 nucleotides. Its product is annotated as tetratricopeptide repeat protein 21B. Gene Ontology annotation, cellular component: intraciliary transport particle A. Gene Ontology annotation, biological process: protein localization to cilium; intraciliary retrograde transport. The record is from RefSeq and is a predicted model, not a curated record. Gene Ontology annotation, molecular function: protein binding. NCBI's taxonomy places the organism in Eukaryota, Metazoa, Cnidaria, Hydrozoa, Anthoathecata, Hydridae.
UCACAGUGACUUUUUUAUCCUGUAUGAAUAUUUCUUAAGAAAAUUUCUUAUACUUAUUAGCUAAUAUUUUUGCUUUUAGAAGUAAAUAAAUAAAGUUUCAAUGGCUGCCACAGACUCAAAAACCUUGGCAUGGAUCAAUUAUUGCUGUCGAGAGGGAUUUUAUCGGCAGCUACAAACUGUAUGCUUGGACUCACUAAAAAAGUAUGGAAAUGACUAUGUUCUGGUGUUUUGGAAAGCAUAUGGAAUGCUUAUGGAAGACAACAUAACUGAAGCAAUCUAUGAGUUGCAAUCAAUUAAAGAUAAACCUGAUGUCAUAAUAUGUUCAUUGAUGGCACUAAUUGUUGCUAAUAAGCGAGCUAAAAAUGUUGAUAAAGCAGUUGUUCAGCAACUGGAAGCAAAAUUAAAAGCAGAAAGAACUCAAUGUAGUGAGACUGCUCUUUUUUUUGGUAGUAUGUUUUUGUUUCACAACAGCCGAGCAGACAAAGCGAGAGAGUAUAUUGAUAGAAUGCUGAAAAUGAAUAGUAGUUCUGUUCAGGGCUUGAUCCUUAAAGGAUGGAUUGAUAUGCGAAGUUCAAAAGACCAGUAUGUGAAAAAGUCUAUCAAGUACUUUGAUGAAGUAUUGAGUGGCUCUGUAAAAGAAAUUGACGCUCUGUUAGGAAAGAUUGAGUAUUUGAAAAUAAAAAAUAAUUUUACUGAAGCAUUGGAGCUUGUCAACCAGCUAAUUGUCAUUUAUCCAGACUUUUAUCCCGGACUUGUCGAAAAAAUGAAGAUCCAACUAGCUCUACAAGACUGGGAACAGGUUUUGGAAACAUCUGAAAGAGUAUUUAUUUUGGAUAGCCAAAAUAUUGAGGCUUUGCAUUUGGUAAUUCUCGAACUUGUUUCUCAAAAGUCUAAUUAUAAUGAAGCCAUAGAAAAAAUCACACGUCUAAUCCAGGUUUUAGACAGAAGAGAACCUAAGAAUCCUUUUUUGUAUGCUUCAUUUGGAAAGACUUAUGCUCGAAUGUGUGGAAGAAACAAAAAUGUAUUAAACCAAUCUUUAACUCUAAUUGAACGAGCACGAUCUUUAUCACCUAGAAAUGCAGAUUUUUUUAAUGAGACUGGUUAUCAACUUAUGCUUCAAAAUAACAUUAAAGAAAGUUUAAAGGCUUAUCAGCAUGCAAUGAAGAUAGACGAAUCUAGUGUUGCUGCGUUAACUGGAAUUAUUCAGUGUCAGAUUCUAGAAAAUGAACUUAGUGAAGCUGAACAACAACUUGAGUUUUUCAAAGAAAUACAAAGUUCAAUCGGAAAGACACCUGAAAUUCUUUAUCUCAGUGCUUUAAUGGCAAUGAAAAAAGGAAAGUCGUCUGAAGGAGUUUUGCAAACUUUGCAGGAAACUAUAGAAGCCCAUUUUUCUGUUUUGAUGGGUUUAACACUAAGUACUAAGUACUUUGAGCUAUUGAACCCAGACUUCUUACUCCAAAUUGUUGAUAUGCUUAUGUUGUAUGCACCAUCAGAACCUUCAGGAAAAUCACAAAUGAAUAAUCCAAUACUUAAAAAAUGCUCUUUGAUUUUGGAUCCAAUUGUGAAAACAGUUCCUGGCCUAAUACAAGCUCUUUAUUCACUAGCAAAUGUCAAAUAUAUAGCUGGAGACACUGAUUAUGCAAAAGUGAUGUUGCAGCAAUGUUUAGAGCGUGAUUCAACUUUUGUAAAUGCACACAUUCUAAUGGCUCAGAUCUACUUACAGUGCAACAACUACAGUGCUUGUGAGGCUUCACUUGAAAAUGGGCUCAGUUUUAACUUUGAAGUAAAAAAUAGUCCAAUAUAUCAUAUCAUCAAAGCAAAAAUAUUAAAAAAAAAUGAUAAUUUAGAUGAGGCUUUAAAAACAUUAGUGACAGCAAUGAAUAUUCCUGGAGUUAAAAAAGCAGCCCCUGCUGGUGCAAAGGUCAACUAUAAUGUUACUUCCAGUAAUCGUGUGGCUGUAUAUUUAGAGCUAGCUGACUUGCAGCGACUUCUUGGCAUGCAACAUGAAGCUACAAAAACAAUUCAAGAUGCUAUGAAUGAAUUUUCUGGAACUCCUGAAGAAAUCAAGGUGACACUAGCCAAUGCUGAUUUUGCCGUUUUGCGUGGAGAUAUUGAUCAGGCAUUAACAUUAAUGCGACAAAUUGAACCAGAACAAAGUUACUAUCUUCAAGCUAGAGAAAAGAUGGCAAAUGUUUAUUUAAAGCACAGAAAAGAUAAAAAGUUAUUCAUAAGCGUUUAUAGAGAGCUUGUUGAUAAGAAACCAAAUACGGAAUCUUUUCUUCUAUUAGGAGAUGCAUACAUGAGCAUUCAAGAGCCUGAAAAAGCUAUAAACGUUUAUGAGGCAGCAUUAAAAAAAAAUCCUCGCGAUAUCCAUCUUGCAAGCAAAAUUGGUCAUGCUCUUAUUAAAACACAUCAAUAUUCUAAGGCUAUUAGUUAUUAUGAAGCAGCACUAAAAUCUGGAGGCCAGUCUUUCUUAAGAUUUGAUUUAGCUGAGUUGCAUAUGAAGCUUAAAAACUUUGACAAAGCAGUGAGGAUAUUGAAGCAAAACCUUAAGGAAGAUGACUCUUCUGAUGAUUUGUCAAAAUUAUUUGAUGAAGCAAAAUGUGCUUACUUGCUGGCACAAAUUGCUUUUGUUGCAUCCAAAACUAAUGAAAGUGAAGAAAUCAUUCAAGGCUUCUUGCGAGCACGUGAUUUACAGGGAAGGGUUAUAAAGCGUGUUGCACUUGAACUUCCUGAUGAGCUUAUUGCACAGAAAAAGUUGGCUGCAAAGAUAUGCUGCGAUCUUGGUGAAUACUACAGCAAAAAUAAAGAUUUUGAAAAAUCCAUUGUGUCAUACAAAGAAGCUAUUUCAUAUAACGAUAGUGAUGUUUCGCCUCAUCUAUCUUUAGCAAAAAUAUACCUAAGCAAUAAUGACUUGGAUAUGUGUCAGUAUCAACUAGUGUCAAUAUUGAAGAAUGAUAAAAACAACAACAAUGCCAUUCUGAUGUUAGCUGAUUUGAUGUUCAGAAAAAAUGAAUAUGAUGCUGCUACAUUUCAUUACCAACAACUACUGGAAUACAACAAAUGUAAUUAUGACGCUCUUUCUAAACUCAUUGAAUUACAUAGAAGAACUGGAAAAAUAAGUGAAACAGAAAAAUUUUUUAUUCAGGCAAAAAGGUCUAAUCCUCGAGCUACUUUUGAAGCUGGUUAUAACUUUUGCAGAGGCUUGUUUGAAUGGUAUUGCAAUAAUGCUUCAGCAGCACUUCAAAGUUUUAAUCUUGCAAGAAAAGAUAUUGUUUGGGGUGAACGUUCUUUAUAUAGUAUGGUAGAAAUCUGUAUAAAUCCUGACAGUGAACUUUUGGGAGGAGAAACUUUUGAAUCAGUUGAUAAUGGCGCAAAACAAACCGAAAAAGUAGAUUCUGAUCAAAUGGCUUUAAAAACAGCUGAAAAACUGUUAAGCGAAAUUAAAUCACAAGAAUCAUUGAAGUUUAAAGUUCUACAAAACAAAACGCUGAUAGCUACCAAGGAUAAUCGCAUAGUUCAAAAAGCUUUAUUUAAUCUUACAGAAAUUGUGGAGGCUAAUAAAGAUUGUGUACCAGCGCUAUUAGCCAUGUCUACAUGUUUUAUGCUUUUAAAGCAAUCUCCAAAAGCUCGUAAUCAACUAAAACGUCUUGCCAAAAUGACAUGGAAUCCAGAGGAAGCAGAAGAUUUUGAAAAAGUAUGGUUAUCUCUGGCUGAUAUAUAUAUACAAAGUGCAAAGUAUGACAUGGCUUUAGAACUUUUGAAAAAGUGUCUCACUUCAAAUGAGAGUUGCGCAAAAGCAUGGGAAUACUGUGGUUUUAUAAUGGAGAAAGAACAAAAUUAUCGAGAAGCGUCUAUAAAGUAUGAAAAAGCAUGGAAGUAUUCUAACGAAUCUAACCCCGCUAUUGGUUAUCGGCUUGCUUUUAAUUAUUUGAAAUCACAAAGAUAUGUUGAUGCUAUUAAUAUUUGCAACCAGGUUUUGGAUAAAUAUUCGAAUUAUCCCAAAAUAAAAAAAGACAUUUUGGAUAAAGCUAGAUCUCUUGUUCGAUCCUAAAUAUCAAGUGUGUUUUAAAAAUCCGAUAAAAUUUUUUUGGGAAAAAAUUUUCGUGAUCACGCUUGCGUUUUAUGAAACACACGUUUAUUAUAUAUUUAAAUUUUUUUUUUAAAAAAAAGAUUUUUAAUUGUACAUGCUUUUAAAUAAUUUAUACGAAAUAAUAUAUUGUAUUAAAAGAUUAUAACUAUUUAAAAAUAGAAUACUUUAGUAAACUGUUUUAUUGUUCGUCUGAUUCCGAUGUGAAAUGAAAACAGCGCUUAAAACAGGGCAAAAAAUUCAUUUAACAUAUAAAUUCUGGUUGAGCUUUCUUUCAUUUAGUUUCUCAUUUUAUUUCAAAAUCUCGCACAAUAUUUUGGUACUGAAUAAUUUUUUUAAUUUCGGAUAAUUCCCAAUCAAUUGCUUCGCUUGUUUUUCGUGAUCUUGCUGCGUUCAUUAGUUUAAGGGAAUCCUCGGGCAUUAACUGAAUUUCUGAAAUAGCAUUGCGACGUCCUUUCAUUAAAGCUUGAUUCAUGAAGAACAACUCUUUUACAAGCGAUAAUUCUUCAUUUUCCGCUUUCUUUUGUUGAUCAUCAAUUAAAUUUUGGGUGUGGGGACCCAACCCUGAUAUUUUUCGUAUUUUUUUGAUGAAGGUGUGCUCUUCCAUUCCUAGCAACUCAAACAAGAAGAUUUUUG